GGGUCGCUGAUCCCGUCGCGUGCGCUGACUUCCGCUUGGCCGGCCACCCGCCAGCAAAGCGAGAGGCGCGGGCCGGCAGUCAGAGAAGGCGGCGGCCAUGCAGGUCUCCAGCCUCAACGAGGUGAAGAUCUACAGCCUGAGCGCGGGCCGGAGCCUCCCCGAGUGGCUUUCUGAUAGGAAGAAGAGAGCACUACAAAAGAAAAAUGUGGAUGUUCGCAGAAGAAUUGAACUUAUUCAAGACUUUGACAUGCCCACAGUUAGCACAAAGAUUAAGGUAUCAAGGGAUGGACAGUAUAUUAUGGCAGCUGGAACAUAUAAGCCAAGGAUCCGGUGUUUUGAUACCUAUCAAUUAUCCCUGAAAUUUGAAAGAUGCUUGGAUUCUGAAGUGGUUACAUUUGAUAUUUUAUCAGAUGAUUACUCAAAGAUUGUCUUCUUGCAGUGUGACAGAUACGUUGAGUUUCAUUCACAACAUGGCCGUUAUUACAGGACAAGAAUACCAAAGUUUGGUAGAGAUUUCUCCUACCACUACCCAUCAUGUGACCUGUAUUUUGUAGGAGCAAGUUCUGAAGUAUACAGAUUAAAUCUGGAACAAGGAAGGUACCUGAAUUCUCUACAAACAGAUGCUUCGGAGAAUAAUGUCUGUGACAUAAAUCCCAUACACUGCUUAUUUGCUACUGGGACAGCUGAGGGGAAAGUGGAAUGUUGGGACCCUAGAACAAGAAAUCGAGUUGGUGUGUUGGACUGUGCUUUAAGCAGUGUAACAGCAGAUACAGAGAUAGAUGGCUUACCAUCUAUUUCAGCACUGAAGUUUAAUGGAGCUUUGAAUAUGGCUGUUGGCACAUCCACUGGGCAGGUUUUAUUGUAUGAUCUCAGAUCCAGUAAUCCAUUAAUAGUCAAAGAUCACCAAUAUGGCCUGCCUAUUAAAUCAAUCCAGUUCCAGGAUCCAUUAGAUUUAAUAAUAUCUGCAGAUUCACGAAUCGUAAAAAUGUGGAACAAGGACACAGGGAAAAUAUUUACUUCCAUGGAGCCAGAACAUGAUAUCAAUGAUGUCUGCCUUUAUCCUAAUUCAGGAAUGCUGCUGACGGCCAAUGAAGACCCUAAAAUGAACAUCUAUUACAUUCCAGUUUUAGGUCCUGCCCCAAGAUGGUGCUCAUUCUUGGACAACUUGACAGAAGAACUGGAGGAGAAUCCGGAGAGCACAGUUUAUGAUGAUUACAAAUUUGUUACCAGAAAAGACCUUGAAAAUUUAGGCCUUGCCCAUCUCAUUGGAUCACCACUACUUAGAGCAUAUAUGCAUGGCUUUUUCAUGGACAUACGACUGUAUCACAAGGUGAAAAUGAUGGUCAAUCCAUUUGCCUACGAGGAAUAUAGAAAAGAGAAAAUUAGACAGAAGAUAGAAGAAACACGUGCACAAAGAGUUCAACUAAAGAAACUUCCAAAGGUUAAUAAAGACUUGGCACUCAAGCUGAUUGAAGAGGAAGAGGAACAGCAGCCUACUAGAAAAAAGAAACAAAAGAAUCUGCCUAACAUUCUCACUGAUGACCGGUUCAAAGUCAUGUUUGAGAACCCAGAUUUCCAGGUGGAUGAGAAGAGUGAAGAAUUUAGGCUGCUUAAUCCACUCGUUUCUAAAAUAAGUGAGAAAAGAAAGAAGAAACUAAAGAUUUUAGAACAGCAAGAAGCACAAGAGCAGGAAGAGGAGGAAGAGCCAGAAGGGAAACCAAGUGAUGCAGAAAGUUCUGAGACUUCAGAUGAUGAGAGAGGCUGGGUUGAAGAGGUCAGGAAACAGCGCAAACUUCUACGCCAAGAGGAAAAAGUAAAACGGCAGGAAAGGUUCAAGGAAGGUCAGCAAACAACGUUGAAACCCCAAUUCCUUGAGCUUAAAACAGGGGAGGAAUUCAGAAGCUUCAAGGACUCUGCCAAAAAGCAAAAGUUAAUGAAAAAAACUCUUGGAGAUCGUUUGAAGCUUGAAGAAAAGCUUGGCACACUUAGUGUAUCUGAUACCACAGUAGGCAGUAAACAGAUGACAUUCAAAUUAAAAAAGUCAGGGCAGCAGAAGAAACAGCAGGAAGCUGAGAAGCAACAUCAUCAGGAGAGGAAAAAUAUCAGGCGUUCAGCAAGCCACCUCAAGAGUAAACGUGGUAGAAGAGGGCCAUUUUAAUUAUGUUUUAAAGAAACUGGUUUACUUUCACUUGCUACCUGGAAGGUGGGACUUUACAGCACAGACAUACUCCUUUUUGUAUCUAAAAGGUGGACACAAGAAAACUAGAACCUGUUAAACUGUAUGCGAGCUAAUGAGAAGUUCACAAAAUACUUGGAGUAUUUGGAGAAGACACCAUGAGGACAGUGUUACAAACUCAAAGUCUUGAUUUUGACUUGUGCAUGGAGCAGCAGUGACUGGUUAUUGUGUAACCCUGGAUGUGAUUUAUAUGAAAGUCCUGUCUGUGCAAACAGGACGUUAACUGUCUCUUUAAUUUGAGAAACAGCGAUUUUUUUUUUUAUAGCAUCAUGAAAUGUUCACUGUUUAAAUGUGGAUUGAAAAGUUUUAGGCUGCUAAGACCUGAGAUCAAGGGUUAAGUCAUUUUUCCCUAUAAUAGCUGACAUUAUAAACACACAAAAUAGGAAUCACCAUAGCUUUGGGUAUUGCUGUUGUCCUGAUAGCAGAUUAAAUCAAACACAACCCUGAGCAUUGGCUUUGGUAUGUACUGGUAAGUAAGGCCAUAAUUCAGCAAAGUAGUUAAGUGCCUAAAUGUCUGUAAGUUGAAGUCAAUGAGACUAGUCGCAUGUGUAAAGUUAGGCACAUGAUUAGUACCUCGAUGAAUCAAGGCUUAAAUUAGGAAGUGACCAGUAUGUUCAGUGCUGUGUGAACAUGGGGCCUGAUCAUGCAAACCCUUCAUUUAUGCAAGCAGUCCUCACCCACAUGAAUUAGUACCAUUAACUUCAAAUGUUGCAGGAUUGGAAUCAUGUCAAGGAACAUACUGUAAAUGGGAUGUCUAUCAAAUGCUUUAAAGAGAACUUAGUUGUAACUUUAAAUCCUACACUUUUCAACGGGGGUGAAAUUAAUUUCAGUGCAGAGAGGGCAAAUACAAGGCUCUAGGCAAUGGAAUGAAUUCUGCCUUAAGUGUUUUGAAUCUUAAAAUAAUUUAUUCAUCAUUUAAAAAAAAUCUGAUACCUCUUUGGCUAGUCCAAAUAAAUUGUGAACUUUCUGGAUAGAGCCAGUUUUCAAAAUCUCCUUAAUUCAAAGCACUGAGCAGUGAUCUUCAGACUUGGGACAAUGAGAUCAUCUAGCCUGAUUUCUAAAUAACACAGACUAUAUAACUUCAUCCAGUGACCCCUGUAUUGAUCCCAGUAAUGUGUGUAUGACUAAAGGAUAUAAUCAAGAAAAACAUCCAGUCUUGAUUUGAAGAUAUCAAGAGAUGGAGAAACCAUAAUUUCCCAUUUUAGUUUUUUCCAGUGGUUAAUCACCCUCCAUUAAAAAGUUAUGCUUUGUUUCUAAUUUAAUUUUAUCUUUAACUUCCAACUCUUGGUUCUUUAUAUGCUUUUUUUUUUUUUUUUUUUUGGUGGGGGGGGGAGUGCAAGAUUAAGUACCAGGUAUUUUAUGUCAAGUUGCCUUUCAGUCUUCUUUUUGAUUGAGGUCCUUCAGUGUCUCUGUGAAAGAGUGUAUUAGGUCCAGAGGCCCUCGGCUGGAGGCCUCAGGGUCCUACCACACCCUGUCCCAGAAAGGAGCAGUAGAGAAGUCUUCCAGUCUGCCUAAAGGGGCUGUGGGGGAUGCAGCUAAUUGGAGAGAGGCUGCAGGUAAGCAGCCAAUCAGGGCCCACCAAGGCCAUAUAUAAAAGAAGUUGGCGUACAAGAGACAGUCAGUUGCUGCCUGGAGCUGGAGGCAUGAGGGCUGUGUUCCUGGCUGAUUGCAGGAACGGCAGGACCACAAACAGUUCAGUUGCUGGCAAGAUCUGGGGGAGCAAGAGGGAGCUCCUGGCUGGCAGCUGGGACUGAGUAAAAGACUUCAGCCUUAUGGAGUUACUUUCACCUGGUGGCAUACACACCUGGUUUCCCACUGGCAGCUUGGAAUAAUCGCCCAGGUCUCCAGCGGUGAUUUAAAGGACCUGAGGCAGCGGCAGCCGGAGCCUCGGGCUCUUUUAAAUCGCUGGCCCCGGAGCAGCUGCUCCCUUUGCCCCACCAUUGGCGGCCGGGGGGAGAGGGGGAGGCAAAAGGGGCAACGAUGUUAAAGCGUUGCCGCGGCAGUGCUUUAAAGAUGGUCCUUUGCCGUGGCAGUGCUUUAACUAUAGGGUUAUUAUGCCUAUUAAGUAAGUCUUCGGAUUUCAAGAACUGUUCCGUCCUCCAAAAUGUGCAGUUCCUGAAAUGACAGGAGUAGGCUUCUGUAGGCUACCAGCCUCCCCACAACUCCAGUUGCAGAGCCUGGGGGGGGAGUUGUGAUUUUUAACUUAUGAUUCUCUCAGCACUUCUUUCACUGUGAUUAAACCAGCUGUGCCUAAGGAGUUUGUGCCCUCUGCCAAUAUAUUGAAGUUCAGUUUUCAAAAAGUAACAUUUUCUACCCUUGAUAUUCCAAAACGAUUUUUUUCUGUGCUCUGGCACUGGGCUAUUUGAGACAACCCUCUGUCUUGUCCUAUUCCAAGCCCUUCGCCCUCUACAAGCUAUAAUACCGCCAAAGCUUCCCCACACUGCAGAAGCCUGGCUCCCCAUAGCUUCUUGCACUGUUACAAGAGGAAGCAUUUGUGUACUUACGUUGACAUUCUGGCCCAGGCCAACAGGCAGGUUGAGUACCAAAGGCAAAGCAACUUGCAGCAAGAGGAAAGAUAUGGUGAGAGGCUGGCUUGGCAGCUUGAGCAUAGGGUAGCAGAACAGGAGCAGACAUUUGUUUGCAGUUCCUGGAACAGGAAUGGCAGUGAAGGGAGGAUGAUAGAGUGCACGAGAGAGAACUGUGAGCAGCUGCUGUCUCUAAUAGUCAUAAGACAUACCCCUCUGCAGUAACCUGGUCUGCAUUCCAAGAACAGCUUGGACAAUUGCAUAGCUGGGUGGGCCAUGCAGUUGGGCCAUAUGAACAGUGGGAUGCAUGCAGUCCUCAGUGCUGAACCCCUCCCUUGUGGAUGCCUCCCCCCUUGCUCCAGCCUCAAGUGUGUGGCAAAAGUGGAAGGAAUGGAAAGGAGAAUGGGAGGACGGGACAUUCAGUAGUAAUGAGGGGCGGUGUCUUGUACAUCAUUCCACUGAUUGUACUUGUUUAUGCACUUUGUGCUUGGUUACUUUAAAGCUUUUUGUGUUGCUGGUGUAAUGGCAGCUGGCUUGCCAGGCAGUGGUUUAAUAGUGUACUUGUCCAAUAUAUGUGGGAAAAAAUUAUAAAGAAAUUUUAUUGCCCUCAUUGCAACACAUCAGCUAAUGUGUUUUUCAAGUAAUAAAGGUCAACACAUGAUCAGGGACAA
This is a messenger RNA of Caretta caretta (loggerhead turtle), 5432 nucleotides long. It is a transcript of the gene NOL10, whose product is annotated as nucleolar protein 10. Gene Ontology annotation, biological process: maturation of SSU-rRNA from tricistronic rRNA transcript (SSU-rRNA, 5.8S rRNA, LSU-rRNA). The record is from RefSeq and is a predicted model, not a curated record. Gene Ontology annotation, molecular function: protein binding. Lineage: Eukaryota; Metazoa; Chordata; Testudines; Cheloniidae. Gene Ontology annotation, cellular component: nucleolus; nucleus; small-subunit processome.